UAGGUCUUGCGCAGAGUAUGACCCGCCGUAGCCGCGCGCGCACGUAUAGCGCACUCGCAUCGCGCUCUAAAACAAAACACAGUGCGCGUUGAAUUAACUUGAUCAGUGACGGCUCCCAUAUCCCAGGUAUUUUUAGAUCAACGCCUCCAAACUGGUUCUUCGCGAAAGUGAUACCGUAUCCCGAUGAGAUGGCGCGCUACCAGUUUCUUUGUUUAAUCGCAGCUGCUGCAUUCGCUCCCUUGACCUUGGCUGCAUCAGCCCUCGAAGACAGUACGUUGCCCAACCUGCCUCAAGAGGAAGAAGAUAAUAGCCGCUACAAGACUCUAGAAGCUAACGCCACGCUGCUCAAACUGCUGGUUAACGACAAGGAUGGAGUCAGCAAAUCCGAGGUGUUCGACAUGCUGCAUUCGCGCGAUGACAACGAGCAACACAUCGACUUGCCCUCCUUCCCCGAAGACGAAGAAAUCAUGCGCGCAGACGGCCCGCCGGAUUCGCAGGCAGAGUUCUUGCAAGGGCCAAGCGACACGGUCCGCAAGGAUUCAAAGGAGCGUUUCACGUCGCGGAGUGAGCCGAUCGGCACCGCAGCUGGCAUCAUGGUGUUGGUUACAUGCAGCAUCGCCUGCCUCGCGUACACCUCGCUGGUGGUCUGGAGGAGGAUAUACUUGAAGAGAAACGGCUUGAAGCACGAACUACUUAGAAAUGAGGAAAAUAUUGCAGAAACAAGGAUAGAGCUGUGAAGACUUGAUGGAUGGCAACAUUUUCUACAAGAAUUUACUUCAAGACUGAAUUUGUUUAGUAUAGUCUAAAACACAAGCAACAUUACUUUUAACUUUUGCAACGAACAACGUACCAACGCAAGUUAUUCGACUUCUCAAAAAAUUUGUCUUUACUCAUUUAUUUAAGAUUGUUUUUGAUCAAAUUAAUUGUGGCCGUACUAGUAGUUAAGAAUCACUUUUAAGCCCAGGAUCUUGCAUUAGUUUAGAUAGAAAGAGCAUAAUAUAAGUUUUUUUAAGCGAUAGACGCCAGUAAAACAUAGGUCUACGCGACAUAGUGUGAGUCAAGAACCAAGUUGUUAUCAUAGUAAAGCUGUACAGCUAUCGCUAUUUAAGAGCCAACAGAAGUGGUCAUUUCUCCAUACACACGUACUCGACAGUUUCCUCCGUGGGUUUUGAUGCUAGAGCAAUGAUUUUUUCAACACAGAUUAAUAUUGUCAAUAUCUGCGUCGGACCGUUUUGCUUUUAUUGAUAUUUUUGUUUUUAAGGGCGCUAGAGCCCUUCAAAAAUGGCCUAAUUGACUAUGCCGCAAUGAGAGGCGUAGUAUUCAAAACUGAUAUCAAUUAGCCAAAAAAGCAAAACGGUCCGACACAGAUAAUUUCAUAAUCAUUUAGAUUUCCAAGUUUGGUUAGGAUUGGCUAAGUUUUGGAGGAGGAAACAGUCGAGUACAAAACCUCGAUUUUUACGCGGGAUUUUUCGCCUUGUCCUUAUCGCACUAGUUUUAGGAGCCGCUUCCGUUAGCGAGACGGGUAUAUUUACCUAAAAUAUUUAAAACUCAGCUCCUGUUUCGUCUUAAUACAUCUAGUGGGGGCUGCAGUGGCGGAUUUGCAGUCUUUGCCGCCCUAGGCCCCAGGCAGGCCCUGUAGCCGCCCCUUUCUCAGCACUCUGACUACAUUUUGAGUUAUUUCUUGUUAUCAACAGCUAUUUUUUUAAUGCCUUGCCGCCGGGCCUACUGGGCCUUCGGGCAAAUCCGCCACUCCUAAAUAAAAGAGUAUAUAGGUAAGAUAAACGUACUAGUGUUCGACAUGCUAAUGCCCAAUAGAUGACACCUUGCUGUCGCCUCUAAUAUUGACAAUGACUUAAGUUUCAAGAUGACACGUACUGGGACCGCGUCGAGCACUAGUAGGUACGUUUACCUUAUUGAUUGUAUAAUUAUUUUGCUCGAGUCAAACCAAGUUAUUCUAAGUCUCUAAAACAGCUAGCUAAAUUACUGCUCCUGAGGACAGUCUGCGCUGUAUUUCUACAUUUAAAAUGUCUUUUAACUUAAGGACAGGUGGAGCAUUCCCAAAAAGGUCUAAGUACAUUGCUAGGACGUGACGCGUAUGGAAGCUAUUUUAAUAACCUGCAGAAAUCUGUAUUAAGUUUAACCUUUUGAGACGGCGAAGGAAUAUGACGUGCCCCGGCCGCCAAGGACUCGCGAUUAUUUAAGCGAAAUUGAAUUUUACGUAGUCCCGCGUAAGUCCCAAUUGCAUUGUCAAAGGUGUCGGCUGUAGCCGUCCUUGGCAACACUUUCCGAUAACGGCCACAGCCGUCUGUGGCUGUCAAAUGGAUAAGUUAUCAGACGUUAUCAUGCCAAAUAUCGGCUUCUUAGCUUUAUCAGAAGUGUUAAAAAAUAACGUCACGUAUCCGAUUCUAGAAACGAAUGCCCUAGGUCAACAUUUAAUUGUACAACCGCCAUCAGAUAUUUGGGAACUGCCAAGGUGCUCACAAAUUAUCUGAACACGCCGCUAUCGUCAAAGCGUUAGAGCGCGUGUUCAGAUAUUCUGAGCACCCCGGCCGCUCCGAUAUAUCUGAUGGCGACUGUACCUACUAAUUAUUGGAAUAAUUAUUAGUAGAUACAGUCGUCAGUAUUAAAUCCUCAUGGACUUUCUAAGGUUGAUUGCAUGGCAGGGGACUCAAAAUAAGUGUUCCGUGAACAAAGUUUUGUACGGAACACUAAAAUUGUGAAAAGCGGCGUUACAUAAGAUAACAUUACACUAUAGUUGCAGGUAGAUAUUUCUUAGUAAGUUUUUUAAAUAAAAAUAAGGUUUCGUUUCGUCUUAUACUUAAAUAACUAUGGCAUUGUGACCUCGACAGUGUGUUGUGCCAUAGGUUUUUAUAACUAAUUGUAUUUGGAUCGAGUGAGUCUUUUUAGAUUGGCAUAUGAGGAAUGUUAUUUAUUUGUAAUAUAAAGUCAAUACAUGUCUGUGAUGUGAUUAAUGUAAGGAACCAGCAUUUGGGAGCCUAUUAAACGUAUUUACUAAGA
Messenger RNA from Cydia fagiglandana, 3018 nucleotides. RefSeq lists its product as uncharacterized. NCBI's taxonomy places the organism in Eukaryota, Metazoa, Arthropoda, Insecta, Lepidoptera, Tortricidae. The record is from RefSeq and is a predicted model, not a curated record. The coding region runs from base 189 to 737 and encodes 182 amino acids. The transcript is spliced from 7 exons.